This is a messenger RNA of Rhagoletis zephyria (snowberry fruit fly), 1211 nucleotides long. The record is from RefSeq and is a predicted model, not a curated record. Lineage: Eukaryota; Metazoa; Arthropoda; Insecta; Diptera; Tephritidae.
AACUUGCUUACGUCAACGCAGCCGCCGCAGAGUCGGCGGCGGCAGUGACCGCCGUUGCCGUGCCCCCGGCGGGAUUCGCCUUCAUCUCCAGUGCCCGUUUGGACCCAGCGAUGCAGACAUCGGCAGUCUCGUCACUGGGCACCACCAGCCUUGCACUGACCUCUAGUCCCAGUACAAAGAAGCCCAAGCAUUAUCUCUACAGAGAGGUGGCCUUUCCUCAGGCGCAAAUAUCCAACGAGCCUACAUUUGAAGCUUCUGUCGAUGUUGGCCUUGAUCAUCCUUGCUACAACUUCACCAUAGGAAACGACAACAUUAAAGAAUUCUACUCGCCAAACUACCCAAAUUUUUAUAUAAACAACACCGAUUGCCAACGAGUUAUUAGAGCUCCAUUUGGUUACCUAAUCAAGAUUGAGUUUCGAGAUCAGUUUCACCUUGAGGAUGCCACUAAUUGUGAAUACGAUUUUCUCGAAGUUCGCGAUGGUGCCUUUGGAUACUCUACCUUAAUUGACAAACUUUGUGGGCCCGAUUUUCCGCGCGAUAUUAUAUCCAGUGAUCGAUUUCUUUUUCUUCGCUUUGUCUCCGAUGACAGUAUCCAAUACUCAGGCUUUAGAGCCGUUUAUUCGUUUAUUCAAAAUCAAAAUAAAAGACCAGAACCACCGGGUGAAUGUCGGUUCAAUAAGACUGGCGUAAGCGGAUUCAUCUUCCAGAGCGAUAUCCCUGCCGAGUAUAACAAUUACUCAAUACAAAACAAUGUGUCCUUGGAUUGCAUGUGGAACAUCACCGUGGCACCAGGAUACAAGAUGUACAUAAACUUUAAGAAAUACAAAUUAAGUAUUCCCAAUAACUGCGAAGCAAAUUACAUCGACAUUUACGAGGACAAACUAAAUGAUAAAGAUCGAAAACACCGCUUUUGUGGUACACAGGCGGAGCCAUUCAAGUCGGCUGGUACGAAUAUAAACAUACGGUACUUUGCGAGAAGAGAUGCAUUAAGUCUUCAAACGGGCCCUCAACCAACAACUCCAUUUGGAUUUGAGAUCAUCUUUACUGCCUUUAGAGAAGUUAAAAACAAAGAAAAAUGUUUGCCAAAUGAGUUUGACUGUGAAGACUCCACCUGCAUUGAUGGCAGCCUCAAGUGUGACGGUGUGGAGAAUUGUAAAUACCGAUACGAUGAAGAAAAGUCGCAAACAUGUGCAGAAAGUAUGAAUUUGUGA